Eubalaena glacialis (North Atlantic right whale) is the source of this 1992-nucleotide messenger RNA. RefSeq names its product HGF activator (gene HGFAC). The transcript is spliced from 15 exons. Gene Ontology annotation, biological process: zymogen activation; blood coagulation. Bases 1 to 1992 code for a protein of 663 amino acids. The record is from RefSeq and is a predicted model, not a curated record. NCBI's taxonomy places the organism in Eukaryota, Metazoa, Chordata, Mammalia, Artiodactyla, Balaenidae. Gene Ontology annotation, cellular component: extracellular region; rough endoplasmic reticulum. Gene Ontology annotation, molecular function: serine-type endopeptidase activity.
AUGGGGCGCUGGGCCGGGGUCCCCAGCCCCUGCCCACCACUUGGGCUGUCCCUGCUCCUGCUGCUGCUGCUGGUGCCUCGAGGGGCUCAGCCCCAGGCUGGCAGGAACCAAACGGAACCCCCAGAAUAUAACGCCACAGUGACCCCUGGGACUCCCGCGAUCCCCGUAACCUCGGUGACCCCCAGGACCCCAGCCACAGCGACAGCGCCCAAGGCAGAGGGACCCCAUGGUGGGGGGCUUAUCCACCUGCCCAGGGCAGCCCCCUCCAAUAGCAGCCCUGGGGACACAGUGCUCACCGAGGCCGGGCAGCCCUGCAGGUUCCCCUUCCGCUAUGGCGGCCGCAUGGUCCACUCCUGCACUACAGAGGGCAGCGCCCACAGGAAGUGGUGUGCCACGACUCACAACUAUGACCGGGACAGGGCCUGGGGCUACUGUGUGCAGGCUACCACUCCCCGGGAGGGCCCAGCUGCCCUGGAUCCCUGUGCCUCUGGCCCCUGCCUCAACGGGGGCUCGUGCUCCAGCACCCAGGACCCCGAGUCGUACCACUGCACCUGCCCCGUGGCCUUCACCGGCAAGGACUGCGGCACGGAGAAAUGCUUUGACGAGAGCCGCUACGAGUACCUGGAGGUGGGCGAUCGCUGGGCCCGCGUGCACCGGGGCCGAGUGGAACAGUGCGAGUGUGUGGGGGGCCAGGUCCGGUGCCAGGGCACCCGCCACACAGUUUGUCAGAGCAGCCCCUGCUUGAACGGGGGCACCUGUCACCUGAUCGUGGCCACCGGGACCACCGUGUGCGCCUGCCCCCCAGACCACGCCGGGCGGCUCUGCAACAUUGUGCCGGCCCAGCCCUGCUUCAUGGGGAGCGGCACUGAGUACCGAGGUGUGGCCAGCACGGCGGCCUCGGGCCUCAGCUGCCUGGCCUGGAACUCCGACCUGCUCUACCAGGAGCUGCACGUGGACUCUGUGGGCGCCGCGGCCCUCCUCGGCCUGGGGCCCCACGCCUACUGCCGGAACCCGGACAAGGACGAGAGGCCCUGGUGCUACGUGGUGAAGGACAGCGCGCUCUCCUGGGAGUACUGCCGCCUGGCAGCCUGCGAUAAGGAAACUGAGGCUCAGAAAUCCCUUGCCAGAAUUCAGCCCCCGCCCACCGAGGUCCUGCUGAGCCUGCCUGGGCCCGCGGCAGCUGGACCAGCCGGACGCCAGACCUGUGGCAAGAGGCACAAGAAGAGGAGCUUCCUACGGCCACGCAUCAUCGGCGGCUCGUCCUCGCUGCCCGGCUCCCACCCCUGGCUGGCCGCCAUCUACAUCGGGAACAGCUUCUGUGCAGGGAGCCUUGUCCAUACCUGCUGGGUGGUGUCUGCCGCCCACUGCUUCUCCAACAGCCCCCCCAGGGAAAGUGUCUCUGUGGUCCUCGGCCAACACUUCUUCAACCGCACGACGGAUGUGACGCAGACGUUCGGCAUAGAGAAGUACAUCCCGUACCCCCUGUACUCAGUGUUCAACCCCAGUGACCAUGACCUCGUCCUGAUCCGGCUGGAGAAGAAGGGGGAGCGCUGUGCUGUCCGUUCCCAGUUCGUCCAGCCCAUCUGCCUGCCUGAGCCCGGCAGCGCCUUCCCCGCUGGGCACAAGUGCCAGAUUGCGGGCUGGGGCCACCAGGAUGAGAAUGUGAGUGGCUACUCCAGCUUGCUGCGGGAGGCCCUGGUCCCCUUGGUCGCCGACCGCAAGUGCAGCAGCCCGGAGGUGUACGGGGCAGACAUCAGCCCCAACAUGCUGUGCGCCGGCUACUUUGACUGCAGGUCUGACGCCUGCCAGGGGGACUCAGGCGGGCCCCUGGCCUGCGAGAAGAACGGCGUGGCCUACCUGUACGGCCUCAUCAGCUGGGGUGACGGCUGCGGGCAGCCCAACAAGCCCGGCGUCUACACCCGCGUGGCCAGUUACGUGGACUGGAUCAGCGACCGGAUUCGGCCCCCCAAGCGGCCUGCGAAUCCCUCCUGA